AUGAUACUGCUUGAGAUACUGACGAAGCAGAGUAGAAUAAUACGAAGGAAGACGAAGCAGAUUGAGGAGAUGAAGCAGAGUUUGAAGGAAAGAGAGAAUAAGGGUGAGAAGGAAGUGAAGAGAAGAGAGAAUAAGGGUGAGAAGGAAGUAAAGAGAAGAGGAAGGCCAAGGAAGAUAGACUUAACUAAGGCAGAUUCAAUAAAGACAGACUUAACUAAGGCAGACUCAAUUAGGACAAAUUCAACUAAGGCAGAUUUAAUCAAUAAUGGUAACAAACCUGAGAAAAGAAAAAGAGGUAGACCAAGGAAAAACAGUCAACUACCUGAUAGUAAUCAACUACCUGGUACCAAUACGAUCAAACAACCUGUUGAAGUAUCAGACAGAAUUGAACAGACGCCAAAGAGUGAACUGAAACCAAUAGCAAAAAUACGCAUCAAGCCUACUACAAGAUUCAUAGAUGAAACAGACGAGUAA
Molecule: messenger RNA, 474 nt
Organism: Enterospora canceri
Lineage: Eukaryota; Fungi; Microsporidia; Enterocytozoonidae
Source: the annotation of a GenBank genome assembly